Molecule: messenger RNA, 2845 nt
Organism: Saccostrea cuccullata (small rock oyster)
Lineage: Eukaryota; Metazoa; Mollusca; Bivalvia; Ostreida; Ostreidae
Product: receptor-type tyrosine-protein phosphatase epsilon-like
Exons: 23
Coding region: 148-2682 (844 amino acids)
Biological process (GO): protein dephosphorylation
Molecular function (GO): protein tyrosine phosphatase activity
Source: RefSeq, a predicted model, not a curated record
GAAGGAUGGUUUGGACCUGGGUGUACCAACCAGUGUGUAGGACAUUGUGUAAACAACGACUACUGUAACCACACGUCUGGUAUAUGUGAUGGCGGAUGUGCCUCGGGAUGGACUGGGACCCAGUGUGACAAAGAAUGUGAAAAUGGGAUGUAUGGUAUAAACUGCAUACACAAUUGCAGUGGACACUGUUUUAAUAAUUCCUAUUGCAACAAAAUAUCAGGUCACUGUGACACGGGUUGUGAUCCAGGAUACGUUGGAACUUUCUGUAAAAAAUCCUGUCCACCGGGAAAGUUUGGACACUUAUGCAAAGAUAUUUGCAGUGGGAACUGUGUAAAUAACACGGUAUGUAACCAUGCGAACGGAGUGUGCGCGAAGGGAUGUAAUGACGGAUUCCUUGGAAACAUUUGUAACAUAUCAUGUGAUGUGGGCUAUUAUGGUUCGAAUUGUUCACAAAAUUGCUCAGAAAAUUGCAUCCGUCCCUCUGUGUGUAAGAAUACUGAUGGAUCAUGUAAAUGUUCAGCUGGAUGGAAAGGGUCACCAAAUUGCACAAUAGAAUGUAUUAAUUCAUACGGAGAGGACUGUCAAACCCCAUGCAGUGAUUAUUGUGUUAAUGGUACAUGUGACAGAAUCAGCGGAAGUUGCUUGUUUGGUUGUAAAGGAGAAGCUUAUGGAGAAAAAUGCAAUCAAGGAAUAGUUCGAGCCUACCCGGUUUCUAAUACUGCUUCAUCGGAUAUGCUCAUUGCUAUUGGGGUUGUUGUUCCGUUAGCAGUUGUCAUCAUUAUUGCUGUUGUGGUUAUUUUACUUAUUCGAUAUAAAAGAAAAUCUUCAGAGACUUCAGCUAAACAGAAAGAUAUACUUAACAUGAAGCAUAUUUCUAUGGUAGAAAGCGUGAACAGGGAAUCCUCUUCAGAACAAGAUGAAAACGAGCGUGCCAAGCGAGGGCCACCAACCAAUGAAUGUAUACCAGUGAAUAAUUUACCAGCCAUUAUAUCUCAAAUGUCAGCAACAGAUGACAUUGGCUUUCAACAUGAAUAUCAGGAUAUCCCAAACGGUGAACUUCAUCCAUGUGAAGAAGCCAAACGACCAGAAAACAAAUCUAAAAAUAGAUACACAACAACGUUUCCAUAUGACCAUUCUCGAGUCAUAUUGAAAACAUCAUCAUCUAAUGAAGGGGAUUACAUCAAUGCUAACUAUAUAGAGGAUGUCCAAGGAAAACGUUCUUACAUUGCUACGCAAGGUCCUAUGCCUAAGACGAUUGCUGAUUUUUGGAAAAUGAUAUGGCAGGAGGAUGUUUCUAUUAUUGUUUGUCUGACCAAUCUCAAAGAAGGCGCAAAGAUCAAAUGCUCACAGUAUUGGCCAAACAUAAACGACAAGUUACAGGAUGGAGGAUUUAAUGUCAGAAGCAUGGAAGAAAAAGUAUAUGCAAAUUACACUAAAAGACAUUUCAAGGUCUACAAUCUUUUGGAUCAAAAAGAUAGGGAAGUUGUGAUGUUUCACUAUACAAGAUGGCCAGAUCACGGAGUACCUGCCCCACUCAGUCUUGUUGUGUUUCAUCGUCACGUGAUGAGAGUUUCCACUAAACACACUGGAAAAUACAUUGCUGUGCACUGCAGUGCCGGAAUCGGGAGAACCGGGACAUAUAUAGCUCUAGACGCCCUCUACCGGGAAGGGGAGAUAAAUGGUAAAGUCAAUGUACCGAUGUACGUCAGGACUAUGAGAAAAGACAGAAUGAACAUGAUACAAGGGGAUGAACAAUACAAAAUUGUCUAUCUGUUACUUAACGAAUCAUUCCUGGGGAAAUCAAGAUGCAUGACAACUGAGCAAAUUGUACAAGGAAGUCAAGACAAUGUGUGCUAUGCAAACUGUGCAGAUGUCACUUCAAACCCUUUGUCUUCAGAUUUUAAGGAGCUGAUGUCUGUUCGGAAAACUUAUAUAGAAGAAGACUUUGAAUCCGGAAGUAUCAAUAUAGAAGCUAACUACUCAAAAUAUGUACUUCCUGUUGAGGAAUUCAUGUGCCGGUUAACAUAUUCGGAAGGGAGAUCAACAUAUUACAAUGCUGUGUUUCUCCAGUCUUAUAAAGAAAACGAUAGCCUCAUUAGUGCCCAAUAUCCUCUACAUGAAUACACAGAAGACUUCCUAAGGCUGAUAAUGGAUAUGAACGUCCAUGUAGUUGUCUUCCUUUGUCCAUUAUCUGAUUUGGAAUCUUUCUCUCUCUGGAUCCCAUCCAAAAACAUGAAGAAAACUGUUGGAAAUUUUACAGUUAAGCUAAAUUCAUGUGAAGAAUCUCCACAGGUUUCCAAAACAAAUAUACUUCUUAAGCCCAAGGGAUGCAGUUCUUUGAGAGUGACUGUGCUUGGAUGCCCGAAAUGGAAAGAAGGGCUCACUAGUGCAGAUAAAAGAGACUUAGUGGAAGUUGUAAAGGCGGCAAAAAGUGAAAGCCUUGAUCACGGAAAUAGACUGCUCGUACUUUCAAGUGAUGGUGCAACUCGUUGUGGGUCAUUUUGCGUAGUCUAUAACGCUCUAGAACAACUCUCCAUGGAUCAGGAAGUGGACAUCUUCACCAUCACACGGCAACUUCAGAUCCGGAGACCGGAGUUUGUGUCUACCUUGGAGGAAUACCAGCUUUGUCAUGAGGCUGUUGCAGAAUAUUUGAGAAAUGACAGUGUGUACGCCAAUUUCUAGUCAAAGGAAGUUUACCCUCAAAAGUCACUAACUAUGUUUUCAGAAGACAAUAUAAACCAUGUAUUAUUUGUUUUAUUUGAUACAGUAUUGGCUUAUUUUUUACUUAUUGUUUUUUUUUUUUGUUUUUUUUUUUAAAAUGGGAUGUGGCCUAAAAGAAAAAAGA